This is a messenger RNA of Aureobasidium namibiae CBS 147.97, 276 nucleotides long. RefSeq lists its product as uncharacterized. The transcript has a single exon. The annotation marks the transcript as partial. The record is from RefSeq and is a predicted model, not a curated record. Gene Ontology annotation, molecular function: protein binding. NCBI's taxonomy places the organism in Eukaryota, Fungi, Ascomycota, Dothideomycetes, Dothideales, Saccotheciaceae.
CUGCGCCUACUCCUUGACCAUAAUGCCGAUGUCAACGCUCAGGCUGGGGACUAUGGCUUCGUUCUUACAUCAGCGUGUCUUCGCGCACCGAGGCAUAUCAGUCGCGAGAUUGUACAGUGCCUACUCGAUAACGGCGCGAAGGUGAACGUUCGCGGAGGUAGAUAUGGUACUGCCCUCUGCGCUGCGUCUACUUGUGGUGAUGUGGGAGUGGUAGAGAUGCUUAUCCGAGCGGGUGCUGAUGUUAACGAUGCUGGCGAUAAGCAUGGCGAUGCACUC